ACAGAGUGAUUGACAGACGGUUGUAGUAGCGUACGCAGGAUUUCUGAAAGGGGGAAAAAGAUCUUCACCACCAAUUAUAGGUCGUUUCCUACCCUCCCCUCCAAAGAAAAAAUGACACAAAAAAAGUCUUCACCACAAAUUUUACGUCUUUUCGUAUGGGGGGGGGGGGGUACGUGAACCCCUGCGUACGCUACUGGACGGUACAUGAACCCCAUGAAUAUGGGGAGGGUGUGGACGGAUAUAAGGAAGGGAAGAGGUAAACUUCACCGAACAACGGUACAAUUGGACUGUUGCAUGGGUUGUGUCCGGAAGUCUUCACUGAUAUCCUCUACAAUGACGUGGUCAACCCUGUCACCACGGUGCCCAUGCAGUGCCUGUGUAAAUAUAUUUAGCUCUCAAUGACCACCGAAGCGUUGAGCAACCAUUGAAAACAUCUUUACGUGCCUCAUAGAAAUGGCGUUUAUAGAACAGUCAGUGUAGUUUUGUAUGAACCUUGCGUAAGAACCUACACGCUUUAAUCUGUUAAAGAUUCAUAACUCAAACAAGACAGUAAAUGCAUGCCUUCAACGAGCUGCAAAACUGUAACCAGUCCCGGAAUGCUGAAGAAACGCUGAGAGAUAUAGGACAAGGGGGUACAGCUAGGACUUGGUAAGAUUAAGAGUGUAUAAUCAUGGAGAACCUGCAUCGAUAUGUUUCUAUCAUACUCAGUCUCGGCAUGUUCCUUUGCUGGUGUUUACCAGUCCAGUGUUCAUCAACUAGAAAUGGUACUGAUAGCUUCUUCACUGAGAUCCAAGAAUUGUUUGAGAGAUAUUCAGCAAACCUGACAGAGGAAAUGCUUACUCCACAAAAUAUCAGCAUGAUUGGAGCUGAUUUCAAUUGCCCGUCUUCAGUUUCACCGACAAUACCAAAAUCAGUUCAUUUACUACGACCCGGUGAUAUAAAGGUGAUAGGUGCUGUCGGAGAUUCAUUAACGGCAGCGUAUGCAGCCGGUGCUACGUCUUAUUCCCCAGUCUUGUUUGAAUAUCCCGGUUUAUCUGCUAGUAUGGGUGGAGACAAGACACUGGAGAAAGUACUUACGAUUCCAAAUAUAUUUCGAAAAUACAACUCUCACCUGUAUGGGUAUUCAACUGGUAUCUCUGUACUGGACACCCAGCCUAAAAAUAAAAGACUCAAUCUGGCUAUAAGUGGCUCCGUUGCAGAGGAAAUGCCCGAACAGGUUCGUCAGCUGAUUCGGAAAAUGAAAAACGAUCCAAUCGUUGAUUUUGAAAAUGACUGGAAAUUUAUCACGAUAUUGAUUGGCGGCAACGACCUGUGUAGCGGAUGUCUGUAUUCACAAAGCACACCAGAAGAUUAUAUUAGGUUUUUAGAUGAGACUAUUCAAAUACUACAUGAUAAUUGUCCCCGCACCUUUGUGAAUGUGAUUGCAAUGUUCACUGCUAAUCAAGCCGUCAAACUACGCGGACCUUUGAUCUGUAACAUUAUGGUCAGUUAUUACUGCCCGUGUAUUCUAGGAGGAUCGAUCCCACAAAAUCUGGUUUAUCUCAAGUCAAGAGAAUUUCAGAGACUUUUGCGCACGUUGGUUGAAAGUGGAAAGUUUGACGAUAAAGAAGAUUUUGCUGCCGUUUAUCAACCUUUCUUUGAAGAUACAAUUAUACCUGAAUUACCGAAUGGACAUGUAGAUCGUUCGUUCAUCGCACCAGACUGUUUUCAUCCAAGUCAGAAAGGCCAGGCUGCACAGGCGACUGCUAACUGGAAUAACCUGUUUGAGCCAGUUGGAUCGAAGGAUACAUCUUAUAACACAGGAGAAACCAUCAAUUGUCCAUCGACGGAUUUUCCAUACCUGUACACCAAUAUCAACAGUAAACCGGCAUUCUUAGAUGACAUCCAUAGAUCAUCGCGGGGAUCAUCGUUAAGAGACAACCGUCUACCAAAGACCAACUCAUCGCCUUCUUCCAAACUCGAGAUUCUUGACGAAGAUAACAAUAUACGUCAAAUAAUAUAAUGAUUACACUCUUGAACUUCAGCAUGUCGAGUCUAUUAUACAUGCUAUCGUGUCCCCUGCAUGAGUUUUUCUUUAUUUCAGUACUUCAAACUUCAUUUUUUUAAUAAUAAUAAUAUUUGAAAUGUAUAUAGAGCAUAAUAGUUUGCGCUUUACAAACUUUAUCAAAUUACUAAAUUAUACAUUAAACCUAAUUUCAAUUAUCCAUUAAACCUUAAACCUAAAAUAUGUCAUACAUAUUAGAACAAAAUUAAAUCAAAUUUUAUUGCAUGGGUGUGUACAUACAUGAACUAACUAUUGUGCUAUUCACAAGUACUUUUAAAGAGAUAGACAAUAUCAAAAUUAUAGGGCUUUUUAAAUAUGUGUUUUGAUGUUAUUUAGAUGUGAUGAGGAUAUUUUCAUUUUUUACUUAUUGUUGGACAUAAUUAUGACGGCGAUGUUGAGAAAGAUAAAGCAAUGAUGUGCCGCAAUCGUACUAAUGAUCUAUUUUUAUACUAAUUCAUUCUUUUUUUGAGAGAGAGAGAAGACGUAUUUAUGAAUAUGAAUUGAUGCAUUUUACUAUGUCCUAUAUACUGUAUAGAGCCAAUUCUAUCAACCAUAAUUGCGUUAUGUUUUAAUCGAAAGAUGUUUUAACCACUUCAACUCCAAAAGACUUUGGCUGAUCCCUGAUGUGAUAUAAUUUCUAGACUGAAUAAUUUUUUUUCACAAAACAAAGUCGUAAUUCGUACGUGAUAUUUGAUUCCUUUUUCUUUCUUUCAAUGACCAAUAGUCAUUUCAAUUGUUUUAUAUUGUUUUUGUCUAAAUACUCUACGUUGUCUUCUCAACAAAUACUUUUUAUUUCAAGCGUGGUUUAUAAUUGCUUUUUAAAUUUAGUUUAAUAGGUUUUCAUUUCUUAUGUAUUUCUUUUAGUUUUUAAUCCUCAUCUUAUUCCUCGGCGACACUCUGCAAAUACAACAGAGAGGAUUUAAAAUUUAUCUUAGGACAUAAUUACAUCACAUACAUAAAUGCAUGUCAGGCAAGUGUAAUGUACCAACACUUGAGGAGAGAAGACUGGCACUGUGUACAAAAUUUGCAAAAUCACUUUCGAUUCAUCCUCUGUAAGACAUGGCUACCUCGGAAAAAACGUACAAACAUAUCUCUUCGUCGUAAAAACAACUAUCAACAAUUUCAAAUAAGAACAACAAGAUUUUAAAAUAGUCCUUUGCCAUUUUUGGUUGACGGACUCAUGGACCUAUUACAAUUGUGAUAGGUCCAUGACGGACUCAACAAAAGAUGAGUGUGUCGACUAGGAAAGGAAAUGGACAAUGGUCACCUAUGCACUAUACAGUCACUUAUUUUCAUUAAAAUCAAGUGCCAUCUCCUUUCCUUCAAGUCAGUCACUAUGUUACAUCUAUAUUCAUUAACUUUUAUGCUUUAUGUAAAAUUACAUUAGCUUUUUCAAUGUAUUGACUUAUUAAUGUAUUUCACUAUAUUUUUACUAUGUUAUUUAUUGUGCUCACACAAACUUGUAAACAUGAAUUUUACAGAACAUGUUUGAUCAUCACUAAAGACCAUUUUAUUCAUUGAAUUGAAUUUAAUUUUUGUAUCUAAGUAUUUUCUUAUCUGAACCUGGCAAAAAAAUUGAGAUAAGUUUGUGAUUUUGAAACGGUGAUAUACAUGCAUUUUAACAAACCUUACUAAUGUACCUUUAAUUAUUCAAUAUUUGCUGAACUUUAAAGAAAUAUAAUGAUGAAAAAGUGAAUUAAGAUGUUCCUGUGGACAAAAAUAGUGACAAUCUGUUCUAUACGCUCGCUCAUAAGACAAUGAUGAAGAAAUUAUUAAUUCUAAAGAUUAAACAACAUUCACUUGCACAUUUCGAUAUAGCUCCUUUUCUAAACUUUAUAGAAACUUUGCUUUAACCAACACUGUCCAAUUUAGGACUUAAUGUAUCUGUAUAUUAUUUAUGCAUAUAUGAUAUGAAUUAAAUCAUUCAUUGAUUGGAUAAA
Molecule: messenger RNA, 3984 nt
Organism: Lytechinus pictus (painted urchin)
Lineage: Eukaryota; Metazoa; Echinodermata; Echinoidea; Temnopleuroida; Toxopneustidae
Product: phospholipase B1, membrane-associated-like
Exons: 14
Coding region: 671-2002 (443 amino acids)
Biological process (GO): phospholipid metabolic process
Cellular component (GO): brush border membrane
Molecular function (GO): A2-type glycerophospholipase activity; retinyl-palmitate esterase activity; phosphatidylcholine lysophospholipase A1 activity
Source: RefSeq, a predicted model, not a curated record